Molecule: messenger RNA, 5786 nt
Organism: Biomphalaria glabrata
Lineage: Eukaryota; Metazoa; Mollusca; Gastropoda; Planorbidae
Exons: 6
Coding region: 703-2001 (432 amino acids)
Source: RefSeq, a predicted model, not a curated record
CUAAGGCAGCUAAUAUCAACUUGUACUUCGGAUCAUUUGGAAUAUCCUUUUUUGUGUAAAAUGUGAUAAUUAAAUUAUUAUAAGUAACAUAGUCUCGUAUUUUACGACCUAUGGCGGAUAGAUUAGAUAGAUAAUUGGAUAGAUUCAAUAAUAUUUAUGAAUUAAAUACUUGGAUUAUAUUUGUUUUCAGUAUUGAUUAAGCUUUUGACAAUUCUCAGAACUUGUAUAAUCCGGAACUAUUCCGGAGAUGUAGUCUCGGCGUUUUAAAUUGUAAUGCUUUCUUAGAAUGUUUUGAAAUAACUUCUAAAAAUUAUAUUCUACAUCUGGUACAUUACCUAUGGUUAACUGUGUACAAUACCUGUGGUACAAGAUUUUUUGGUGAUUUUGCUUGGAACGAAGUCUGCGACCCGCUACUGUGACGUCACUCCAUUUGCGGGGGGUCAGGUCGAAGCGAACCAGCUCUCGGCGGCCGCACGAGUUCCAACGGAGAAACGAGGCUCGCGUCUGAUUGGCUGGCGACGGGAAGUUCCCCCUAUUGGCAAAGCCCCACCACUAUUUGUGGAUUAAAAAAGGAGGUCGUGUCUUCACCACAUGACCAGAUCAUAACAAACCGGAGUAAAAAUAAGAAGCGUGACUAGCUGGAGGAGCAGACGACAUUUCAGUGGAAAUAUUUUUUACAAAUCUGUUAUUGUGUUGUGUGCAAUGAAUUCUCUGAGAAUGGACUUACCUGCAAAAGACGAACGUGUUUUUCAAGCGGAUUAUAUCCAAAAGAAAAGACACAGACGAGGCAAAGUGGAAUACUUGGUAAAAUGGAAAGGAUAUUCUGUCAAACAGAGCACGUGGGAACCAGCGGAUAAUAUUUUGGAUCCAUUCCUAAUUGCAGAGUUCGAUUCCAAAAGAGAAGAAUGGCGGAAGAAACAGAGGAUGUUAAGGAAGAAACGCAAACUGCGAUUGGCCAGCUCUGAACAACUUAGUGACACAGCAGAGAGUGAACAGGAUGAGCUAGUGAUGACUCCCAGCAGUAAAAAGCGUGGACAAUCUCAAGAAAACCUCUGGCCCUAUCUCCCUUCAGAUCGCUUGCCACUGUUGUGGGGCAGUCCUCCACGUCCAAUCAAAGAGCGUAAAGUCAAGCCUAAGAAACGAGAAGGCAGAACUCGAGGCAACAAGGAAUCCAGAGAUCAAAAAGAGAAAUCCAAAUCUGACGAAGUGGCCAGGAAAAAGUCCAGGAAAGAGUUGGCCGUGAUCAAAGAAGAGAAUGAGAAAAGCAGACACGAGGAGGAGGAUGAAGAUGAAGAAGAAGACGACGAUGAUGACAAAUGGUCGACAUCCGAUUGCUGGGAGGUCAAAUAUUCACCAGCCUUGACCUCUUCUCCUGGAGAGCACAAUGUGUUGAGGGUUCACCGCGUGAGGUCAGAUGUAGACUACAAUGAAAGAGAGCUCAGCCCAGCUCAUGACACAUCCAACAACAAAGACAAUUCCUUAAACAACAAUAGCAUCUAUAAAUUAUCAGAGAAUCUUAACCACAGUCAGGCCUGCGACCAACCAGGUGAAUCUCAAGACUCAGCCAGCCACUGUCGUCUUACUAACACAAAGGAGACACAAAGAGCCCCACCAUUCAGAAGAUAUUCAAACGACGACGAUGAAGAUGAUUGGAACUUCAGCACAAAAUUUCACAACCAAGUGAACAAAGAGAGGGAGCGCAUGGAAGCUCAAAUUCUCAAGGAGGAUCUUGAGCAUCAACAGCAGGAGGAGAAAGAUUCUCGCUCAUGCCCUGGAGGCAGCAGCAGCAACAUCCGGGACCAUCCUCGUAGUGCUAGCUACAGCAGCCCAGACCAGUACCACCACAAGAAACUGCACCACGCCAAACGUAGGAACACGCUUGACAGUUCUCAUAGCAUUACUGUCACUGACGUCGAUUGCAAUCAUGUCAAAAUCACCUUCGUUGAAAGUCCAUCUGGUCACGGUUUCUUCAAAGAAAUGCAGAACGCAAGGACUGGUUGAUUUCUAUCCUAUCUUUCUGGCUUUUUGGUGUAGCCCAUUAAGGAUUUAGAAAGUAGAUAGCACAGUCGGAAAGAGAGAAGCACAGUCACUAAUGAUUGUCACUUCAAAAUCACACACAUUGAAAAUAAAAAAAGAAAAAAAAAAUUACUACAAAUCAGGCAGUUGUCAGAUAUUGACACUAUUGAUUCAAUGUAAUUUGUCAAGUUAUGAAUUCUAUACUGGCAAGAUCAUCAAUGCUUUGUGAUAAUUGACUUCUUUCCUCUUUGUAUGCAUCCUUGAUGUCAAAGUGACACUUGCACAUGCCUCAACUCUUUGGUCAGACCACAGCCUUGCUUAUGCAAGGUUACCAAUGUCACUGGCUGCCAUAGAAAUGUUCCUUUUCAUGCACUAUUUCCUUUAUGUUGGGAUAUCAUCUUCUUCUUCUUGGGUGUUGUAUUCUUGUGUAUUCAUAUUUCACAUUGGAUUAUUUGAAUUCAACUUUAUGAUUGAAUACUUUGCAAUGCAUACUGGCUGUUUGCAUAAGAUCUCACGUACUCUCAAGGGAAUAUCAAAUGUCUUCAAUUAGAAUACACUGACAAGUAACAAAGGUCAAAGUUCAGCAACACUUUGUCAAUUAACUAAAACAAAAGAAAAGUGUGACAAUCUAUUGGAUUUAUCUUCCUGACUCUGAAAGUGUUGACUUCUAGAUGCUAUAGAAACAUUGUUUUUUAUUAUUUCAGUAGCAGUUUUUAUCUUUCUGACAUAAAUGGUCUUUUGCUUUUUAGUAGAUCAUUCCUAUUAAAAUUUAUUAUUGUCAUGAUAUAGUUCCACAGAAUGAUGUAUCAAUUUAAAUUUUUACUUAUUCUAAUAAAUCAAUACUAAUAAACUUUCCAUAGGUUAUAGAAGAGACCACAAAAUAUCAAAUUCUUCAAAAUCACUAAUUUUGUUUUUCUAUCAUCUUUUUCUUCAUCUCUUUCAUUGGACUUCUCUAAAUAAUAACCAACAAAACAAAAACAAACAAAAAUAUUUUGUUCCAUUGAAUAACUGCUAUUACUGUCUAAAGCCAUUGUACUCAAAUUAGUUGAUAUUUUAUGAAUCAUUUGUUAUCUCGUUUACAAAAGGUUUCUUAAUAACUGAUUUUUUUGUUAUGUGUUUGUUCUGCCAUCUUGUGGGGCAAGAGUUAAUGUUUCACACUGAAGAAAUGCAUGAUACAUACAAAAGUCAAAUCAGAUUUAUGAAGUUUUUGUUAACUGAACCGAAAUUAAAACUCAAAAGUAUUUCUUUUGUUUACAUUCUGUUAUGUAUAGUUUGAAAACUUACAAGUAUAAACUUUAGGUCAACUAAUAGUUUCAAAUACCUAUAGAAAAGAACAUAUCUGAUCUGAACAAACUAGAACUUUUCUAACAUCCUAAACCUUGGCCCACGCAUUGUGUCAAGUGAAGUUUGCAAGUCAGUAAACCUUAGUUAUAAGAAAUACAGAAAUACAAUUUUCUAAAACAGUUCAAUUUUAUAAAUUUAAAAAAUUAUUUUCAUCUAAAUGUAAUGAAAAAUUUAUUUAUGACCAAAGAAUACAAGUCUUCUGAAUACAAUGCUCUUUUGUUGGAAAAUAAAAAAAAAACUAAAAUUCUAUUUCAAUGUAUUAAAUCAAUAUUUUUUCAUUUAUCUAGCAUGAUGUUUUUUUGUUAGUUGCUUUUCAUUGAAUGCUGCCAGAUGAGGACUGCAAUCAAUUUAUAAUGUUUAAACAUAACAAACGGAUUUAAUUUCAAGACAAAAUAAAUUUUAAAAUAGUAAAAAUUGAAAAAGAAAUUUAAAACUUCUAGAAAACUUUGAAAUUGUCAAAUGUCUUAAUGUUCAUGAAGAGGUGGUAGCUCCAUUUCUUCUCCUGAUUUUAUUGUUACAUUUGUGCAAAUCUGAAUACAUGGUCUUUCAAAAGUUACCACAAAACUUAAGUGCUGUAAAAUAAUAAAAAAAAGUUUACUCUAUUGUUCAUGUUGAAAAAAUGUUUGUAAAAAAAAAAAUUGUUGAAAAAAUGCUACUAUUGUACAUUGUCAUAUACUAUUAUACAGUGGAAGUCAACACAAAAUACAGUGGCUUAAGGACCUUACAUUGGCAGUUGGUGCGUUUACUUUUUAGCAUUGUUUUGUUGUUGAUCAGAUUUUAUUUUUGUUUUGUUCCAGUUUUCUUCAUAUUUAGUAGGAUUGUUCCUCUUCCAUGUUUUGUACAAACUGUUGGUUGCCUCUUUCAUCGAUAUUGCUUUCAUGAGCUACACAACACUCCCUAAAAAGUUUUAAAUUUAUAUGCAUCCAAAUUCAGAAAUUAAACUAUGGUAUGUUACACUUGUAAUGUAAUGAAACAAUAUUUUUUUUAUUUUAGAUCAUGUUGGUUAUUAUUUAUCAUCUCUAUAAUUUCAUCAUGAAGUGAAUUAUGUCAAAUUCUGUUUUGAGAUUUGAUUUAAAACACAGUGUUAUUUGACAAAACUCUAUUGCAAUAUACAGUGGAAAUCAUUACACAAUGUUAUUUGACCAGACAAUCGAUUACUCUCUUACAGUGGUCUUUGUCAUACUAUAUAAACCUUUUUUUUUAUUUGUGUCAUACUGUGCACUGAGUGUGCACAUUCUCACAGGUUAAACAAAUAUAAAAUAUGAAAAAGUUAUUAGCUUUAGAAUUGUAUGUCACAGCUCUAUUUUUUUUUUUUGUUUUAAAAAAAUGUUUAAAAAAAAAAAGAGAAAAAAAAAAUAUUGUGUACAGUUUCCCAGUUUUGCCUAUCUGUUUGAUGAUUUAACAUAAAUGUCAGCUUGUCUCCCCUAGAAAGCUUUAUAAUUAGCAGCGAUAGACUAGGACUAGUAGACCCACCAAGAGGAGACAGUGUCUGUUUAAUAGAAAUUAAGGAGCAAUAUUUUUUGUUGCAUGUACAUUUCCAUAGAGAAAUGAAAGGCACAUUUUUCUUUUGGAAGAGGGAGAUAAUCAAUUUCUUUGGAGCAAGUUUUAGAUGUUGAAAACAAAAUACGUCUGCUGACGUGUGGAAAGCAUUUUGUCUUGUGGACUUUGCAGACUUAACUGAAUGUAGUACACUUUCAUAGAAUUUCAUUUUCACUAAUUAACAUUUCUUUGACUAUCUCCACAUUGACCAACCAGCUUGAUCUCUUACAACGCUAUGACCUUGACCUUCAGUGCAAAAAAAAACAUUUCCUCGUCUGCAAUGACCAAAACCUCGACAGUUUUGUUUUUUGUUUUGGUCCAAGAAGAAAAUGUUUGAAGGCUUUGGUUGUGUACAUAUUGUAAAGCUGUCAUUGUGCCCAGUCCAACAGCUUCUGUGUAUCCCGCUGUCUAGUUAGUGACAGUGUCACGUCCAAUCCAUUGUCCAGACUCAGAAGACAAUUGUCUCAAUGAAGACUCUUGAGAAACAAAUGUCAAAGUAUAAAUUAAGAAAUGAAAUCAAGCCUCCAUGCACUAUUUGUGUUCAGAUUGUCUCUGAGUGACCUAGACACUGGUAUUUUGUAAGUUGCAUUCUGUUUCAGCUGCAUUCUCCUUCUAGCAUUUUCGCUAAUUUACUUAGGCUUUUAGAUUACAUUUUUUUAUCCCAUCUAAAACUUUAAUUUUCUAUGUGCAUUCUAACGUUUCGAGGCAAGAAACUAAUCAACAAAAAAUUGCCCCUGAAACGGUCUUGCCAAACGUUCUGUGCACGUCUGCUGAUGCCAAGGAAGUAUCAGACGACACACACUGUUUGGCGCCAUACAUGUCAAAAUACCUAUAUUUUGUGAUUGUGACAAAAUUACAUUAAAAUUGACAACAACAACAACAAAAAA